CAGUUCAGAGUCCUGGGAUCCAACCAACCCAUCACAGCCGUGGUAGGAGAAGAUGUGGUGUUGCCUUGUCACCUCUCCCCCGGGUUGGAUGCCCAGAACAUGGAGGUGAGAUGGUUUCGAUCCAGGUUCUCCAUCUACGUCCACCUCUACCACAGCGGUCGGGAUCACUUCUCCUCCCAGAUGCCCGAGUACCAGGAGAGGACAGAGUUUUUGAAGGAGGGCAUCUCCAUGGGGAACGUUUCCUUGAGGCUCCUCAGGACCAGGUUGAGUGAUGAAGGACAGUACCAAUGUCUGGUCAAAGAUGGGAGUUUUUAUGAAGAAGCCACGUUGGAGCUGAAGGUCGCAGUUUCAGGUUCCAGCCCCGUCUUCUCCGUGGAGGAUUUCCAAGAUGGUGGAAUCCGGGUGGGAUGUCGAGCAACCGGUUGGUACCCAAAACCUGAGAUGUUUUGGAGAGAUUUCCAAGGUCAACAGGUUCCAUCUUUCACCGAAUUCCACUCCCAAGACCAAAAUGGCUUCUUUGAAGUGGAGAAAUCCAUCAUCAUCUUGAGGAACAUGAACCAAAAGGUGUCCUGUUCCAUCAGGAGCACGCGGCUUCCUCAGGAGAAGGACUCCACCAUCUUCAUCUCGG
Messenger RNA from Antrostomus carolinensis (chuck-will's-widow), 628 nucleotides. Its product is annotated as butyrophilin subfamily 2 member A1. Gene Ontology annotation, biological process: T cell receptor signaling pathway; regulation of cytokine production. The transcript has 2 exons. Gene Ontology annotation, molecular function: signaling receptor binding. The record is from RefSeq and is a predicted model, not a curated record. Lineage: Eukaryota; Metazoa; Chordata; Aves; Caprimulgiformes; Caprimulgidae. Gene Ontology annotation, cellular component: external side of plasma membrane. The annotation marks the transcript as partial.